AUGAUAUUGUUCAUUCAAUCCAUUGACCUUGCGGUUUGGGAUGCCAUCAUUGACGGUUCUUCCGUGCCUCAAAGAAAUCAAAAGGAGUGGACAAGUGAAGAUAGAAAGCUUGCCCAACUCAAUUCCAAAGCCAUGCACAUCCUCUUUUGUGUUCUUGGCCCGGAUGAGUAUAGUAGAGAAUCUUCAUGCUCUAAUGCUAAGGAGAUUUCAGACAAAUUGGAGGUUACCCACGAAGGAACAAGCCAAGUGAAGAAGUCAAAGAUUAACAUUUUUACUCUCAACUAUAAGAACUUCAAGAUGAAGUCCGAUGAAGACAUCAAGACAAUGUCCGAUUAG
Messenger RNA from Hibiscus syriacus, 336 nucleotides. RefSeq lists its product as uncharacterized. NCBI's taxonomy places the organism in Eukaryota, Viridiplantae, Streptophyta, Magnoliopsida, Malvales, Malvaceae. The transcript has a single exon. The record is from RefSeq and is a predicted model, not a curated record. Bases 1 to 336 code for a protein of 111 amino acids.